AUUUCAAUUUUACAAAAAUCUAACUUGUAAAUUAUUUAACAUUAGUGUUACAAACCCAUCUAAAAUACUAAUGGCUUAGUUAGUUAUGUGGUGAUUGAAGCUGAGCUUGGUAGGACGAACCGUGUGUUCGAUCCCCCGCAACAACAAUUAGGAGGGGGCUGGAACCUAUCCAUCCAAAACUCACCCCGAAUCCAGAUUAGGCCGAUUAGCCUUAAAAUGAUGAUUAGCCCUAUGAUUAUGAUCAGAUCCUUAAGCUUUACGGCUUCAAGGGACUGGUGGUACAGGCUAACCUUCUCCCACGCCGGGCUCGUGUCAGUGUUGUCCGAUCUUGGCGAAGGAACCACCAUGCAUUGUUGGGUUCCAAGGGUGUACAAGCAAUCUAAGCCAAACCUUCUCUUGGUUUAUGGGUUUGGGGCUAAUGCUAUGUGGCAAUAUUCUGGUGUUCUUGACCAUUUUAUUCCCAAGUACAAUGUAUAUGUACCAGACCUCUUAUUCUUUGGGAGAUCCUACACCACCCAAAAGGAAAGGUCAGAAACCUUCCAAGCAAGGUGUUUGAUGAAGCUAAUGCAUAUACAUGGAGUUCAAAAAGCUAGCUUUGUAGGGAUAAGCUAUGGCGGUUUCGUAGGGUAUAGCAUGGCAAACCAGUUUCCGGAUGCAGUGGAGAAGGCGGUGUUGUGUUGCACCGGGGUUUGCCUCGAAGAGAAGGACUUGAAGGAGAGGUUGUUCAAGGUUCAAGACUUGGAUGAAGCUGCUAAGGUCUUAAUGCCUCAAAGUGCUAAUAAGUUGAGGGAGUUGAUGAAACUCUCUUUUGUUAAACCUCCUAAGGGAGUUCCUAAUUGGCUCUUAACCGAUUUCAUAAAUGUUAUGUGUAAAGAGAAUUGCUUGAAGAAAUACUCAAGGAUAGGCAACUCACAAAUUUACCAAAGAUCCCACAUAUUAAACAACAAUGUCAUGGAGUGUAAUUCAAUAAAGGAAGGGAGAUUAAUGGCUAAUCUGGAAUAUGGCGUAGAGACAAUAUUCUCGGCGGCACAGUAAACUACUCGACGGUGCGGUAAAGUUCUAUGUUAACAUAGAUAACAACAUAUAUAGUUAUUUUUUUUUUUAUUACAGAUGGUACUGAAAACUAAUGGAGUCAAAUUCAUAUACGGCAAAGACGGGAGAGGGAGAGUAAUUGAUAACCUGGUUGGUGUCGGAAUGUCAAUGUUCUCAUCGGCAGAUGAAGGAAACGUUCUUGACGGUGCAGCAAGUUCUCAAUGAUUUUGUGAAAUCCUUUUUGAUUGUGGCAUGAACUGUGUAAUUCGAUUGUGUUGCUUGAAUUAUUUUGAAAUCCUUUGACAAAUGUUGGAAUUAGUCAGUGAAUCAUUACCAAUUUCGCUGCUUAAUUGAUCUUCUUACCAUAUUAAAAAAUAAUGGAAUUUU
Spinacia oleracea (spinach) is the source of this 1419-nucleotide messenger RNA. RefSeq lists its product as uncharacterized. The transcript is spliced from 4 exons. The record is from RefSeq and is a predicted model, not a curated record. Bases 217 to 1035 code for a protein of 272 amino acids. Lineage: Eukaryota; Viridiplantae; Streptophyta; Magnoliopsida; Caryophyllales; Amaranthaceae.